AUGGGCUUGAACCUUUUCCGGGUCGUCGGGGACCUCUCCCAUCUCGUCUCCAUCGCCAUCCUGCUCCACAAGAUGGUCCAGCUGAAGAGCUGUUCCGGCAUCUCCUUCAAGUCACAGGCGCUCUACUUUAUCGUCUACGUGACAAGAUACCUGGACCUGUUCUCUACCAACAGCAUCUACAACGUCAUCUUCAAGAUCCUCUUCAUCUCGUCGCAGGGCUACAUUCUCUACCUCAUGACCACCUCCUUCAAGCCGACGAAUGAUCCCAACCUCGACACCUUCCGCGUCGAGUACCUCCUCGGCGGGGCUGCCGUGCUCGGCAUCCUCAUUCCGUACCAGUAUUCCUUUUCCGAGAUCUUCUGGGCCUUUUCUAUCUGGCUCGAGUCUGUCGCCAUCCUGCCACAGCUGUUUAUGCUGCAGCGCACCGGCGAGGCCGAGGCCAUCACGACACACUACCUCUUCGCCCUCGGCAUCUACCGCGCCUUCUACAUUCCCAACUGGAUCUACCGCUACGUGACGGAGCCCACCCACAAAGUCGACUGGAUCGCCAUUACCGCCGGCAUCGUGCAGACCGUCCUGUACAGCGACUUUUUCUGGAUUUACUACCAGAAGGUGUUCAAGGGCAAGAAGUUCAAGCUGCCGGUGUAA
Molecule: messenger RNA, 648 nt
Organism: Grosmannia clavigera kw1407
Lineage: Eukaryota; Fungi; Ascomycota; Sordariomycetes; Ophiostomatales; Ophiostomataceae
Product: er lumen protein retaining receptor
Exons: 4
Coding region: 1-648 (215 amino acids)
Biological process (GO): endoplasmic reticulum to Golgi vesicle-mediated transport; protein retention in ER lumen
Cellular component (GO): endoplasmic reticulum; cis-Golgi network; membrane
Molecular function (GO): ER lumen protein retrieval receptor activity
Source: RefSeq, a predicted model, not a curated record